Cokeromyces recurvatus is the source of this 870-nucleotide messenger RNA. RefSeq lists its product as uncharacterized. NCBI's taxonomy places the organism in Eukaryota, Fungi, Mucoromycota, Mucoromycetes, Mucorales, Mucoraceae. Bases 1 to 870 code for a protein of 289 amino acids. The transcript is spliced from 5 exons. The record is from RefSeq and is a predicted model, not a curated record.
AUGGCAACAACCAACAUUCCUGUAGAACAACCGGAUAAUUAUAUUCGUGGUGUUUCAUUUGAUACAAUGACAGAUCAAGAUCAACCUGACUUUUCAUUUACAUUGAGAGGAAAGACUCAAGGUUAUCAACGUACAAGACGAAGCCGAACUUUUAUGGUGGCUACUGAUUUAGAAAACUAUAGUGAUUAUGCUUUAGAUUGGGCUAUUGAAAAUGUCAUGGAUCAUGGAGAUGAAAUUAUUGUUUUGAGAGUGCUUACUAUAGAUAUGAGUGAUAAUCGACCUAAUGUAAAAGCUAUGCUUAGACAUGAAGAAUUACAAUCAAAAGAAAUAGCAAAUACAGUUAUGAAAAGAAUUAUGGCGGCAGGUAAUGAAGAUAUGAAGAUUAGUGCUGUUAUUGAAUUCGUUAUUGGUAAAGUUCAAGAGACAAUUCAGAAUAUGAUUUCAAUAUAUCAACCUUCUAUGCUUAUUGUGGGUACUAGAGGCAUGUCUGAAUUAAAAGGUAUGUUUAUCAAUAGUAUAUCCAGGUAUUGUUUGCAACAUUCUCCUGUACCUGUCGUUAUUGUUCAACCUGAAGAGAGAGUAAAGAAACAACAUCAAAAGAAGACGACCAAGAAUCGACUUAGUGGUAUGUUUCGUAGUAUUAGUAACCAUUCAGGUUCUUCUGAUUCUUCUUCGACUGAGAGUAGCAGUAGUUCAUCAGAUGAUGACGAUGAAGUAUCAAAGCUUCAGAAAAAGGUACAUAACAAGCUAUCUGUAUUCGAAAAGAUGGGUCGUCGUUCAAGAUCACUUUCUCCUGCUAAACCGUCAUCUACUACGAAAACUAUGACUACUACUACUAGUGGUACAUCUUCUAUUCCUAGUAGAAGAUAA